This is a messenger RNA of Pseudomassariella vexata, 2523 nucleotides long. RefSeq lists its product as uncharacterized. NCBI's taxonomy places the organism in Eukaryota, Fungi, Ascomycota, Sordariomycetes, Amphisphaeriales, Pseudomassariaceae. Bases 1 to 2358 code for a protein of 785 amino acids. Gene Ontology annotation, molecular function: triacylglycerol lipase activity. The record is from RefSeq and is a predicted model, not a curated record. The transcript has 4 exons.
AUGCCAUCUUCAGAAAGCGGAGAGGAGGAUGAUCCACUGUAUAUCGACCAAGAUGAUGCGCAAAGCUUCAUGCAGCCGUCAUUGAGUCCGGAGGCGACCCGGCUCACUUCUCCUCGGACCCCGGCGGCGGAAAAGGCGGCUGCAAUGGAGAGGCUGCAGGGGGGCGGGUUGUUUGACGUUAUCGAGGGCUCUGCUAUUUCAGGCCCAGUGCCUAGCUCAGUAGAACAAGCUUCAGGUAGCGCAAGGGGACUGUCACUGGGACAACUGCCAACGAGCCCAUACCGGUUCCCAUCUCCGUGGCAAGCCGGGCCCAAACAGCUCGUAAUCCAGGACGAUCGUGAGACAAGGCCGUUUUCAGGCAUCGCUGGUCACGCUAGGGACCGCAGUUCUUCGUCUGGGGGAAAUGAUGCUCUGAAGAGGAUACGCGAGGCUUUCCCAUCAAUCAACUUGCCCCCUAAUUUCUUCUCUGGCCUCACAUCGCCUACCUUCUUCUCGGGCUCAUCUGGACACAAGAAUCAGACCCCAGACCCGAAACGUUCCACUCUGGCGCUUGAUGGAUCCGCUGAGUCACGGCAAGCCGCGCCCUUGAACUCGGCAAAGCCCGAGGUUCAAGUAACGCCGCCGUCGACAUCGCGGCCACGAACUGUUCGUAGAUCAACAUCUGACGAGUCGAUGCUCUAUCACUCACUAUCGCGAGUUUCGUCCUUUGGAGAUGAUAACCGAUGGGGCCAUAUUCGCGAGCAGACCAAUAGCAGACUCAAAGCCAUUAAAGAUAGUUGGGAUAGGCCUACAUUCAAGAUGCCCCAGCUGCCCGACUUCUUACCCGCACCGUUGAAGAAGACAUCGGAUUCGAUGUCUUCUCCUGGAUUACCACAUAUUGGGUCAGCCCCAAGAGAUGGGACCAUGUCCGACCUCGACCAGGCACUCGAGUCCCUGACAGGUGACGUCGUCAUCAUGGGCGGAUACAGAGGUUCCAUUCUCCGCUCCACAAAGACCAACCGUCAAGUUUGGGUGCCUGUGAAAGUGGGACUGAACAUUCGCAAGGUCAACCUGGAGGUUGGCCUGGACCCCGAAGACGAAGAACGGAUGGAGGAGAACAUCUAUGCUUCUGGGAUGCUUCAAAACAUCGGACCCGUGGACAUUUCGAAACGACUUUUCAAGCGGCUCAGGGAAUGCGACAACGCCAAAUCAGGGAAGUUAAGAGUUUGGGAUUACGGGUGGGACUGGCGGCUUAGCCCUCGAUUAUUAUCGCGGAAGCUGAUCUCGUUCUUGGAACAACUACCCUCUAACCAGGCCAGUCAACAAGGCGACAGAGGUGCAACCGUCAUCGCUCACAGUCUCGGGGGCCUUAUCACACGCCACGCCGUCAAUCAGCGCCCUGAGCUCUUUGCUGGAAUUAUCUACGCCGGAACUCCAAAGACGUGUAUCAAUAUCCUGGGACCCAUACGAAACGGAGAUGCGGUACUGCUCAACGAGAAAGUGCUCACGGCGCAGGUCAACUUUAGCCUGAGGACCACUUUCGUUUUCCUGCCUGAAGAUGGCUUCUGCUUUAUUAAUAAGAAUAAUGGCGAACAGUUCCCGGUUGAUUUCUACGACCCUAAAGAAUGGGCCAAGUAUUGCCUUUCACCAUGUAUAGAGCCGGCGUUACCCCCUUAUACUGCUCGACAAAGUUCGCUGGGAUCGCUGCUGAACCUUGGCAAUAGCUUGCCCAGUCUUCCCCUUCGAACCCGAGGCAACAGUUCAGCCUCCGAGACUCGCCGUCCUCCGUCGCCGAGAAACGUUGCAGCCGAUGCCACUCGAAGGGCCGAGGUGCAGAAUGAUCACACUAUAGCACCACAAAUGGGGACCAAGCACAACAACACCAGGGCCCAGCAACAACAAGGACCCGAGAACAUCACGACACGAAACAAGAGCAUGGAAUAUCUGACGCGCACUUUGGCGGAAACGAAACAGUUUCGGGCAGAGCUAGCCCACCAACCCCGGUUUACGGAAGCAAACUUAUACCCACCAAUGGCGGUGAUGUACGGGAAAGAUACUCCUACCGUCUACGCAGCUCAUGUUCCUUGCCGCGAAGCUAUAGCUUGCGCUGAUGUAUACGACAACCUCCUCUUCCAGAGUGGUGAUGGGGUCGUGUUAGCAAGGCAAGCAAUGUUGCCCGAGGGAUUCGAUGUAGUAAAAGGCGGGCGAGUGAGCACAGAUCGUGGACACAUCACAAUACUCGGCGACCUUGAAGCGGUAGGGCGAGCUCUCGGCGCUGUGGUGAGAGGUCGUCAAAAGGGAAUUGGCUUGGGCCUCCAAGGCCAUGGAGGAGAGGCCACAAGUCAAAGAGGUAAUCCUGCCAUGAGGAACGAAGUAUGAAUUCAUGCAUUUGGAUAGACUACGAAGAGCUCACAAACGGGCAACCAGAUUGUAAAGUACAGAAAAGUAGAUUUAGAUGUGACACCACGACUGUAAGGAUGGAUGAUUAUGAUUAGUAGAUGCGCCGAAUUUGUCACAUAAGCAAUAUAGUAUACCUUGUCUGUG